This is a messenger RNA of Symphalangus syndactylus (siamang), 5097 nucleotides long. RefSeq names its product patatin like domain 7, lysophospholipase (gene PNPLA7). Gene Ontology annotation, molecular function: phosphatidylcholine lysophospholipase A1 activity. Gene Ontology annotation, biological process: lipid metabolic process. Lineage: Eukaryota; Metazoa; Chordata; Mammalia; Primates; Hylobatidae. The record is from RefSeq and is a predicted model, not a curated record. Gene Ontology annotation, cellular component: endoplasmic reticulum.
ACCCCACGCGGAAGUCGCCCCCCAGCCGCACCCUCACACCCGGGAUCCACCCCCUCCCCAGCUGCACUCGCUUCCCCAGUGGUACCCCCACACCCCAGAUCCAUCCCCUCCCCAGCUGCACCCCCUCCCCAGCGGCACCCCCACACCCCAGAUCCACCCCCUCCCCAGCGGUACCCCCACUCGCCGGAUCCACCCGCUCCCCAGCUGCACCCUCUCCCCAGCGGCACCCCCACACCCCAGAUCCACCCCCUCCCCAGCUGCACCCCCCCCUCCCCAGCUGCAUCCCCACACCCCGGAUCCACGCCCUGCCAGCGUCACCUCCCCACCAGCCGUGCUUCUCCAGAAGGCAGCGCUGCCCCACCCCCGCCGCGCUGGGUCUGGCUCCUCUUGACCUGCUUGGAGCCGCCCCAUCUGGCUGCUGUUCUGAGUUCUGGGACAGCCACGUGAGGGCUGUUUACAGAGGGAAGGAAGUGGAUCCUAGCAGACGACAGAGGCUUCUCAAAAGUCAGCUUCUCUUCCUGGAGAACAGACUUUUUCAGCAGGAUUUUCCUUUCAGUGAAACAUAAUUUGACUUGAAAAGGAACCCACGGAAAAGUGUCCUGGUCCAUGGAGGAAGAGAAAGAUGACAGCCCAGAGGCUGACUUCUGCCUGGGCACCACCCUGCACUUUUGGGGGCUGUGGUUUACGGAGGAAGGUUCACCGUCCACCAUGCUGACGGGGAUUGCGGUUGGAGCCCUCCUGGCCCUGGCCUUGGUUGGUGUCCUCAUCCUUUUCAUGUUCAGAAGGCUUAGCCGAUUUCGACAAGCACAGCCCACUCCACAGUACCGGUUCCGGAAAAGAGACAAAGUGAUGUUUUAUGGCCGGAAGAUCAUGAGGAAGGUGACCACGCUCCCCAACACCCUUGUGGAGAACACUGCCCUGCCCCGGCAGCGGGCCAGGAAGAGGACCAAGGUGCUGUCUUUGGCCAAGAGGAUUCUGCGUUUCAAGAAGGAAUACCCGGCCCUGCAGCCCAAGGAGCCCCCGCCCUCCCUGCUGGAGGCCGACCUCACGGAGUUUGACGUGAAGGAUUCUCACCUGCCAUCGGAAGUUCUGUACAUGCUGAAAAACGUUCGGGUCCUGGGCCACUUUGAGAAGCCGCUGUUCCUGGAGCUUUGCAAACACAUCGUCUUUGUGCAGCUGCAGGAAGGGGAGCACGUCUUCCAGCCCAGGGAGCCUGACCCCAGCAUCUGUGUGGUGCAGGACGGGCGGCUGGAGGUCUGCAUCCAGGACGCUGACGGCACCGAGGUGGUGGUGAAAGAGGUUCUGGCGGGAGACAGCGUCCACAGCCUGCUCAGCAUCCUGGACGUCAUCACCGGCCACGCUGCACCUUACAAAACGGUCUCCGUCCGCGCGGCCGUCCCGUCCACCAUCCUCCGGCUUCCAGCUGCGGCUUUUCACGGAGUUUUUGAGAAAUAUCCGGAAACUCUGGUGAGGGUGGUGCAGAUCAUCAUGGUGCGGCUGCAGAGGGUGACCUUUCUGGCUCUGCACAACUACCUGGGCCUGACCACAGAGCUCUUCAACCCUGAGAGCCAGGCCAUCCCUCUCGUGUCUGUAGCCAGUGUGGCUGCCGGGAAGGCCAAGAAGCAGGUGUUCUAUGGCGAAGAAGAGCGGCUUAAAAAGCCACCGCGGCUCCAGGAGUCCUGUGACUCAGGUCACGGGGGCGGCCGCCCAGCAGCUCCUGGGCCCAUGCUGAAGAGGAGCCACUCCGUCCCCGCGCCUUCCGUUCGCAAAGGGAUCUUGGACGAGCUGGAGAAGCCCGGGGCAGGUGACUCUGACCCUUCAGCCCCACAAGGGGGCCCAGGCAGUGCCACUUCCGACCUGGGGAUGGCAUGUGACCGUGCCAGGGUCUUCUUGCACUCGGACGAGCACCCCGGGAGCUCCAUGGCCAGCAAGUCCAGGAAAAGCGUGAUGGUUGCAGAGAUGCCCUCCACGGUCUCCCACCACUCAGAGAGUGACGUGGACGAGACCCUGGCCGGCGGGAAGUCAGAUGCCAUCUUCAGAGCUGCCAAGAAGGACCUGCUCACCCUGAUGAAGCUGGAAGACCCAUCUCUGUUGGAUGGCCGGGAGGCACUUCUGCAUGUUCCUGCAGGCACAGUGGUGUCAAGGCAGGGAGACCAGGACACCAGCAUCCUGUUCGUGGUCUUGGGGCUGCUGCACGUGUACCAGCGGAAGAUUGGCAGCCAGGAAGACACCUGCCUGUUCCUCACACGCCCCGGGGAGAUGGUGGGCCAGCUGGCCGUGCUCACGGGGGAACCUCUCAUCUUCACCAUCAAGGCCAACAGGGACUGCAGCUUCCUGUCCAUCUCCAAGGCCCACUUCUACGAGAUCAUGCGGAAGCAGCCGACCGUCGUCCUGGGCGUGGCGCACACUGUGGUGAAGAGGAUGUCAUCCUUCGUGCGGCAAAUCGACUUCGCCCUGGACUGGGUGGAGGUGGAGGCCGGGCGAGCAAUAUACAGGCAGGGGGACAAGUCCGACUGCACGUACAUCAUGCUCAGCGGCCGGCUGCGCUCUGUGAUCCAGAAGGACGAUGGGAAGAAGCGCCUGGCCGGGGAGUACGGCCGAGGAGACCUCGUCGGUGUGGUGGAGACGCUGACCCACCAGGCCUGGGUGACCACGGUGCAUGCUGUUCGGGACUCAGAACUGGCCAAGCUGCCAGCAGGAGCCCUCACGUCCAUCAAGCGCAGGUACCCACAGGUGGUGACUCGGCUGAUUCAUCUCUUGGGUGAGAAGAUCCUGGGCAGCCUCCAGCAGGGACCUGUGACAGGCCACCAGCUUGGGCUCCCCACAGAGGGCAGCAAGUGGGACUCGGGGAACCCGGCUGUCAACCUGUCCACGGUGGCAGUGAUGCCCGUGUCAGAGGAAGUGCCCCUCACCGCCUUUGCCCUGGAGCUGGAGCACGCCCUCAGCGCCAUCGGCCCGACCCUGCUGCUGACCAGUGACAACAUAAAACAGUGCCUCGGCUCUGCUGCCCUGGACAGUGUCCACGAGUACCGGCUGUCCGUCUGGCUGGGGCAGCAGGAGGACACCCACAGGAUCGUGCUCUACCAGGCAGACGGCACGCUCACACCCUGGACCCAGCGCUGCGUGCGCCAGGCCGACUGCAUCCUCAUCGUGGGCCUGGGUGACCAGGAGCCCACGGUGGGCGAGCUGGAGCGGAUGCUGGAGAGCACAGCUGUGCGUGCCCAGAAGCAGCUGAUCCUGCUGCACAGGGAGGAGGGCCCGGUGCCAGCCCGCGCCGUGGAGUGGCUCAACAUGCGGAGCUGGUGCUCCGGCCACCUGCACCUCUGCUGCCCGCGCCGCGUCUUCUCCAGGAGGAGCCUGCCCAAGCUGGUGGAGAUGUACAAGCGUGUCUUCCAGCGGCCCCCGGACCGACAUUCAGACUUCUCCCGCCUGGCGAGGGUGCUGACGGGCAAUGCCAUUGCCCUGGUGCUUGGGGGAGGGGGAGCAAGAGGCUGUGCCCAGGUGGGUGUUCUCAAGGCCUUGGCGGAGUGCGGCAUCCCUGUGGACAUGGUGGGAGGCACGUCCAUCAGGGCCUUCAUGGGUGCCCUGUACUCUGAGGAGCGGAACUACAGCCAGAUGCGGAUCCGGGCCAAGCAGUGGGCCGAGGGCAUGAUGUCCAUGAUGAAGGCCGCACUGGACCUCACCCACCCCAUCACAUCCAUGUUCUCCGGAGCCGGCUUCAACAGCAGCAUCUGCAGCGUCUUCAAGGACCGGCAGAUUGAGGACCUGUGGAUUCCCUAUUUCGCCAUUACCACCACCAUCACAGCCUCGGCCCUGCGGGUCCACACCGACGGCUCCCUGUGGCGGUACGUGCGUGCCAGCAUGUCUCUGUCCGGUUACAUGCCCCCUCUCUGUGACCCCAAGGACGGACACCUGCUGAUGGAUGGGGGCUAUAUCAACAACCUCCCAGCGGAUGUGGCCCGGUCCAUGGGGGCAAAAGUGGUGAUCGCCAUCGACGUGGGCAGCCGAGAUGAGACGGACCUCACCAACUAUGGGGAUGCGCUGUCUGGGUGGUGGCUGCUGUGGAAACGCUGGAACCCCUUGGCCACGAAAGUCAAGGUGUUGAACAUGGCAGAGAUUCAGACGCGCCUGGCCUACGUGUGCUGCGUGCGGCAGCUGGAGGUGGUGAAGAGCAGUGACUACUGCGAGUACCUGCGCCCCCCCAUCGACAGCUACGGCACCCUGGACUUCGGCAAGUUCAACGAGAUCUGUGAAGUGGGGUACCAGCACGGGCGCACGGUGUUUGACAUCUGGGGCCGCAGCGGCGUGCUGGAGAAGAUGCUGCGCGACCAGCAGGGGCCGAGCAAGAGGCCGGCGAGUGCGGUCCUCACCUGUCCCAACGCCUCCUUCACGGACCUUGCCGAAAUUGUGUCUCGCAUUGAGCCCGCCAAGCCCGCCAUGGUGGAUGACGAAUCUGACUACCAGACGGAGUACGAGGAGGAGCUGCUGGACGUCCCCAGGGAUGCAUACGCAGACUUCCAGAGCACCUCGGCCCAGCGGGGCUCAGACUCGGAGAACGAGUCCUCGCUGCGGCAUCGACACCCCAGCCUGGCUUUCCCAAAACUGUCCGAGGGCUCCUCUGACCAGGACGGGUAGAGGCCUCUGCUAAAGAGCCCGGAUGCAGCGUCUUCCGUGGGACUGUCCCCAAGGCUGAGGCUCCUGCCAAGUCCUAGGGGCCUCUGUACCUGCCCUGCUGGAAGCCCUGACUUCCCGGGGGCCCCAGGCUGUGUUAGGUUUCUCUGGGCCUCUUCUUGUCCUGGCAGCCCUGCACACUGGGCCCUGUGAGCCCCCCCGCAGUCCUGUGAGGCCCCUGCAGCCCUGUGAGGCCCCCCCGCAGCCCUGUGAGCCCCCCUGCAGCCCUGUGAACCCCCUGCAGCCCUGUGAGCACCCCUGCAGCCCUGUGAACCCUCUGCAGCCCUGUGAGCCCCCCUGCAGCCCUGUGAACCCCCUGCAGCCCUCUGAGGCCCCCCGAAGCCCUAUGAAUCACCUGCUGCCCUGUGAGGUGUGGGAGCCCUGAUGCUGCCGUGUGAUGUUUCAAUAAAGGUGGAUCUGACUGUU